Molecule: messenger RNA, 1081 nt
Organism: Saprolegnia parasitica CBS 223.65
Lineage: Eukaryota; Oomycota; Saprolegniomycetes; Saprolegniales; Saprolegniaceae
Exons: 8
Coding region: 1-1059 (352 amino acids)
Cellular component (GO): nucleus; cytoplasm
Molecular function (GO): protein binding; calcium ion binding
Source: RefSeq, a predicted model, not a curated record
AUGGCGGACAGUAGCGACGAGUGCUACGUCGACCUCUCGGCCGCGAUGGACGCCGCAAUAAACAAGAUGUGGCAGUCGUACGACCCGAACAACAACGGGUUCCUCAACCGAGACGAGGCCCGCGAGCUCCUCAUCUCGACGCUCAAGGAGAUGGACGUGCCCGGCGACCUCUUGAGCGACGACGCGUUCGAUGCCAUCUUCAACGAGUUUGACUCGGACGCCAACGGCACCAUCUCCAAGGACGCGAUCAUCACUCCCUUUGCCUUUGCGCCGUCGCACGUCGUCGUGCCCAUUGGCACCACCGUGACGUGGGUGCAUGCCAACCCAUUUGCGCCGUUGCAUUCCAUCACGAGCGCCGACUCGCCCGAGCUGGCGCUCGGACAGAGCUUUCUCCGCGUCUUCGACGCUGCGGGCACGUUCCACUACUACUGCCACCGGUACUCGUUCAUGCAGGCGUCAAUUACGGUCCUCGACGCCGCUCCACGCGUUCCGCCACCGCUGGUGCUAGCGACGGCCGCACCCAUGCCCAUGACGACCCACGACGCGUUCGUCCAUGCCGCGUCUUUGAACCAAACGACGGUCCUCGCUCGAUGGAUUGAGAAAGGACUGGUCGUUGACGGCGCUGACGCCGAGGGCCAAAGAGCGCUGUGCAUGGCCGCCCGCCACCAGUCGCUCGACGCGAUGCAGCUUCUGCUUGCGCAUGGCGCGAGCGUGCACGCGACGCAGAGUCCCGGGCGCCAAACCGCACUGCACUGUGCUUGCACGUGGGGACGCCUUGCAGCCGUCGAGCUACUCCUCGCCCACGGCGCGCGUGUCGAUGGCUGCGAUGCGUCGAAGCAAGUGCCGCUGCACUGCGCGAGCCGGAAUGGGCACCUGGGACACACACCGUUGAAAGUCGCCACCGACUGGAAGCGCGUGGACGUGCUCGACGCGCUCACACACUAUAUGUCGACGACGUAUCCGACCGCCAUGGCGCGCAGACUGCAGCUCGCCUUGGCCUACGUGCGCUACGAACUCCCGCGUGGCGUGCAUGACACCAUCUCCGAGUACUUGGCCUAGAAGACGCGUGUGUAAAUAUAGC